AUCCACUUCGUAGUUUAUUUAAAGAAAAAAGAGAGAGACUCCCACAUCCACCAUUCCCCAACAUUUCCUUCCUCAAGAGGUUUGUUUUUCUUCACCCAAGAUGCUUCCCCUCCCACCUCCACCCCAACUCCAAAAGCAAACCACACCAGCCCCUCUCAACCAAAUACUCCUAUCAAAGCAAUCUAUAAUAAAGCCAGAUCUUGGCACCUGCAGAAAAUUAGAAAAGCAACCAAUACUCCGGCGACCUCGCCGGACCAACCCAGUUGUGUGGUGCUGCUCAGUUGUGUGCCUCCUGUUUAGCCUUCUUCUCAUCUUCUUUGGGGUUGCAACUUUGAUCAUUUUCAUUGACAUCAAACCAAGAAACCCGUCCUUCGACACCCCUGGUGCAAGCCUCGGCAGCAUCUACUUUGACUCGCCAGAGUACUUCAAUGGCGACUUUACCUUCAUCGCAAAUUUCUCCAACCCAAAUCGGAAAAUCACUGUGAGGUUUGAGUAUGUGGACAUACAGCUCUAUUUUCAUGACAAGCUCAUAGCAACUCAAGCACUUCAGCCUUUCACACAAAAGCCAGGAGAGACAAGAUUGGAAUCAGUUCACCUGAUUUCAAGCCUGGUUUAUCUGCCACAUAACAUUGCAGGAGAGCUUCAGAAGCAAGUGCAGAGCUACAGGGUAACGUAUUAUAUACAAGGAAACUUCAGAGUGAAAGCCUCUUUCGGUGUAACUCAUUUUUCUUAUUGGUUGCAUGGAAGAUGUCAACUAGAGAUGACUGGUCCACCAACUGGUACCCUGGUAACUCGAAGCUGCAAAACAAAGAGAUGAAAAUGCAAUUUCCAUUUUAUUUUCCUGUUAAUUCCCUCUGUCUGGAUAGAGAUCUGGAAGGCAUUUUUCAUAUACAAUUUGUCUCGUGUUAUAUACCCUGAAUACAGCAGAAUUCUUUGAAGGCUGUAAUGGUUCAAGAGAAGGGACUAAUUGUUAAACCUCAACUCCACUGUGGAGCCAUCGAUCUUUAUGACUUUA
Messenger RNA from Malania oleifera, 1015 nucleotides. RefSeq lists its product as uncharacterized. The coding region runs from base 101 to 817 and encodes 238 amino acids. NCBI's taxonomy places the organism in Eukaryota, Viridiplantae, Streptophyta, Magnoliopsida, Santalales, Ximeniaceae. The record is from RefSeq and is a predicted model, not a curated record. Gene Ontology annotation, cellular component: plasma membrane. The transcript has a single exon.